AUGUUGGACUUUUCAAAAAAACGCAUUCAAUUCAAAGAUGCGUACAAACGACCACAAUGGGCAGUGGAAGCUACCUCAAAGACUGACCAUGCAAUACAUCAUUCUGAAGGAUGUUCUGUCAUUCCUUUUUUUAAUGAGAAGCGAACUACAAAUAGGGCAUUGGGAAUUUUGUACUCUCAACGUAUACUCAAUGAGUCCCUUGUUACUGGCUCGGCUCAUCGAGUCAGAAAACUAGAGCGGUUCCGUAUGAAGAAUGUGGCUUUGUUCAACAGCAAAUUGUCUCACUCUAUUCAUUAUUUUAAAAGAAAAGUACUGCUUGAAUCUGCACAACGGGUUCCUUUCAUCAAGUUUAUACAGCCGUGGAUAAUCGAGCCUUCAGAUGGAGGUCCAAGUGUUCCAUCUGUAUCCAACCUUAUGUACACGCCAGAUGAGGAAGAUAAUGAAGUUACUCGGGCUAUUCAGAUACAGAAGCAACCUUUGGAACCGCAGAUAUGUGAGGUGUCUUCAAUCAUGUUUGGCAGUAGUAUUGCUCCAAAAAGAAAGGAACUCGACUAUACAUUAAGUCUACCAAACAAUGCUUCUUGGGACGAGUAUUAUAAGCAUGAAAUGCAAGCAAAAUGGUGUCGAGACCAUUAUAAAGUACUGGAUGUCACUGUAGAUCAAAACGCUAGCCGGUAUUUUCAAGACACGUUUGUAAAGCCAACAGAAACGUUUGAUAUUGAAAGUAUAAGACAAUCGCUAAAAUCUGGAUGUAUGACUCCAGAAGCUGAAUUGGCUACCACUCGCUUUCAACUUCCAUCAAAUGAAUUUUUGGAUGCAAUCAUUUUUGCAACAUCCGAAUUUUGUUCUAGACCAAAACAUCAAUCCAUGGUUGGUGCAUUUAGCCCACAAGGACUAAUCACUUUUGGUGUUCUAAUGCAAGAGUAUUUGCGUGAUCAGAUAUCAUCUGAAAAAGGUCGAUUCUUGUCAGAUGAACAAGUUGCUAUUGCACCUCGAUUGCAAGAUCUUAUAAAUUCACCACAGCGUUGUAAAGUAUAUAACAUGUAUCUUUACAGAUAUAUAAAGAUCCAAAAGCAACUUGAAAUUGAUAGUUUCCGGUCGCCUGAUGAUAAAUUCUCUCGAUCAAGUGUAUGAUUUUCUUUGGUUAUUUUGUAGUUAGUUUUCAGGAGCUCGAGUAGUGUAUUUUGGUCAACCAUUGAAAUGAAGUUGGAUUGCCGAA
Batrachochytrium dendrobatidis JAM81 is the source of this 1219-nucleotide messenger RNA. RefSeq lists its product as uncharacterized. The coding region runs from base 1 to 1134 and encodes 377 amino acids. The record is from RefSeq and is a predicted model, not a curated record. The transcript has 5 exons. NCBI's taxonomy places the organism in Eukaryota, Fungi, Chytridiomycota, Chytridiomycetes, Rhizophydiales.